AUGCUAGACUCCUUGGUCCGUGUUUCAAGACGGGUCCUGCGAGUGCCCGAAACUGAAUCAUCGCCGACUGAGACGCGCACGGUCCGAGACUGCACGGCGGCGACAACAGACGCGCCGCACCGAUGUCCGCACAACGGCAGGACCUCGAUUACGACGUUGUCUUGCGUCGGGCCGGACGCGCUUUGUAUAAGGCUAGAGUCUCGUUCGUUACCGGAAUUAACCAGACAAAUCGCUCCACCAACUAAGAACGGCCAUGCACCACCACCCACCGAAUCAAGAAAGAGCUGUUAA
Messenger RNA from Parnassius mnemosyne (clouded apollo), 291 nucleotides. The record is from the annotation of a GenBank genome assembly. Lineage: Eukaryota; Metazoa; Arthropoda; Insecta; Lepidoptera; Papilionidae.